AAAAGAUGGCCGCCAAAGCAGCGGAUAAAGUAGGUAAGACCGCGUUGCGGUAUUUUCUGGGAACAUGCGUGCCUUCGUCGAAGCAGAAUGCCGCCAAAGUGAGAGUACCGCAAUUACAAUUUGAUGAUUACAUUCAUAUGUACUUCAAGGAAAACGAAUUUGUUUAUGCCCAUGAUCCGAAGAAGUUGUGUAAAAUCGGUGAUGUAAUUUUGAUAAAAACAUUACCGCAGAAAUUAACACGUCUGAUCACACACGAGAUUGUCGAAGUAAUACAUCCUCUAGGCGAUAUAGUAGAUCCAGUCACAGGAAAGGAAAUUGUUGCAUGUAGAUAUAGGGAAGAUAUAGAAGAAGUGAGUAAAUUAUAUGGCAAAAAAAAUUCGACCUUUGAUUAUUCGAAAGCACCACGAAGAGGAAGACUGGAAGGCAUACGAGACUUCACUCAUAAGAAGAUGUAUCUGAAAUACUACGAUAAUCCUGAUGACCCACAACCAGAUAGUGUUUCAACAAUGACAUAAAAAGUAUAAGAUACUAUUAUAUUGAGAAAU
Messenger RNA from Trachymyrmex septentrionalis, 545 nucleotides. RefSeq names its product 28S ribosomal protein S17, mitochondrial (gene mRpS17). Gene Ontology annotation, molecular function: structural constituent of ribosome. The record is from RefSeq and is a predicted model, not a curated record. The coding region runs from base 6 to 515 and encodes 169 amino acids. Gene Ontology annotation, biological process: mitochondrial translation. NCBI's taxonomy places the organism in Eukaryota, Metazoa, Arthropoda, Insecta, Hymenoptera, Formicidae. Gene Ontology annotation, cellular component: mitochondrial small ribosomal subunit; ribosome. The transcript is spliced from 4 exons.